AUGGAUUCCUUGCAGGAGUGGCUGCAAGAUGUGGUGGCAGGACACAUCACGCUUCAACGUGCAGAAGAGGUGCUCAACAUGCGCUCAAGUCUUGUUGAGCUGCUGCUCCUCUACAAGGAUCUGCAUGCAGCUUCUGUUUCAUCAGAACCUGCGGACACAGCCGAAGUUGCUGUGCAGGCUUUGCAAGACAUGGUGAGCCAGUACGCCAACAGAGCCAGUGCCGCUUACGCCUUCCUCUCCUUCUGCCGGAAGUGCGAGCUGCGAGGGGCUGCCGAGCUAGACGCAAAGGGGCAGGACCUGCUCAAGCACGACCGUGCAAAACCAGUCCGUCGACUGGCAGAGCUCGGCAAGGGGCGAUGGUGGUUUUGCAAGCACGCUGCGAUCCAAUCAUUGCCGGACUGCACUAUGUUUGUUCGCUACGUUCGAGACUGGGUUGCGACAAGGCAUGCCUCGUGGUCGGGUGAGAGACAGCGAGAUCCCGAAGAAGACAAAGAGCUUGAAAACGAAGCUGCAGAUACCAUGCAGGAGGCAGAUGAGCAGAUACUUGAGCUCGAGAUAGAGUUGGGCGAAUAUCGGGCAUGUCGUGGUAUCGUCCUCCACCUUGACGGUUUGCUCAAAGAGUUCAAGAGUAUUUGCAAAAGCAUUGCCGAGACGAAGCCAGAGCGCAUCGUGCUGACAAGGCUUCGGGCAGUGCUGCCCUUGGGUGAGGCUAUCGAAGUGCGGGAGUGGCUCCAGAAGGCAGCAGAAGUGAGCGGGCAGCCAUUUUCGGAGGAUCUCCUGCACUCUGUGGAGAAAUGCUUUCAACUCGGAAGCGCCAAAGCUGAUCUGAGGGCCCUGUGUGCGGCCAGCCAGAUCUUUGGUGCUUGCGAGCAAUCUUGGGAACUCAUGGCCGGUAUGCUCGUGGACAUGGAGACGGCGAUCGAGGAGUCCCGGCCACCCGAGCUGGACAGCAUCCUGCAAUCCGGGUUUUCUCCAUCUCCGAUACAUUAUGGAGGCGUCCACAGUAAGACGGUCUCAGCAGUGGCAGAGCAAGUGCAACUGGCUGAAGACCACAUCCUGCUGAAGCUCCGGGAGGGUGGCACAGAUGACAUCGUCAGAGCCCUCUCAGAUGCCAAGGAGCUUGAUGGUUUCCUUCGCCCAUUGCUGAAAGAGGACCUCAUGCCACUGCAAGAUGCCGUUGAAGAACAUUCAGACGAGCUUAUCCGAGCAGACACCAUCUUUGCCUUGCUGGACAUGCAGCGAUUCUUUCGGCUUCUGGUCAAGCGGACAGCCAGGAUUCAAUCGAACUUCGUCUGGGCCAUCAAGGAUACGCACCGUGAGCUGAAAGGCGACGUUGACGACAUAGGGGACAAGCUGCGCGUGUGCUCUCAGCACUGCCAUGGGCUUUCAAACCUCUACAAGAACCUGUCUUCACGAGAGGAAAUGGCCGGGGAGAAGAUCAAGCAUGCCUCCAGAGAAGGCGUUUAUCGGCUUCACUGCCGCGCCAGUGGAGUGGAGAUCGCACUUACCUAUGUCACCUUCCUUGAUGGCCGGCAUCAACAGGCGGACAAUAUUCCAAACAAGAGUCUUCCCCCUCAGAAUCCUCACUAA
Symbiodinium sp. CCMP2592 is the source of this 1590-nucleotide messenger RNA. The record is from the annotation of a GenBank genome assembly. Lineage: Eukaryota; Dinophyceae; Suessiales; Symbiodiniaceae.